This is a messenger RNA of Torulaspora delbrueckii, 1608 nucleotides long. It is a transcript of the gene TDA3, whose product is annotated as Tda3p. Gene Ontology annotation, cellular component: late endosome; cytoplasm. Gene Ontology annotation, molecular function: oxidoreductase activity. The transcript has a single exon. The record is from RefSeq and is a predicted model, not a curated record. Gene Ontology annotation, biological process: retrograde transport, endosome to Golgi. The coding region runs from base 1 to 1608 and encodes 535 amino acids. Lineage: Eukaryota; Fungi; Ascomycota; Saccharomycetes; Saccharomycetales; Saccharomycetaceae.
AUGGCAACGGAUUUCAUAGAUAAGUUGACCUUUCUAUCACAUCCUUCCGGAAAGAGUCAAGGCAAGCAUCAUAUUGUGAUUGUCGGUGCAGGGAUUAUAGGGGUCUGUACGGCUUACUACUUGACUAGACACCCUGAUUUCCAUCCAGAUACGCAUCAUAUUACCAUCUUAGAGUCGAAGAGAGUCGCAGGUGGUGCUUCAGGUAAAGCAGGUGGGCUGCUUGCUUCAUGGGCGUUCCCUCAGCAGAUUGUUCCUUUGAGUUUCCGUUUGCACCAGGAGUUAAGUGAUGAGUACGAUGGUGGAAAUGUUUGGGAUUACAGGAGGUUGACUACUGUAUCACUUGAGGCGGACGUUGAAGACCUGUGUGGAGCAGAGUGUAGUAAGCGUGAUGGAGAGAGUUGUUCAUGUGUUUCCUCUUGCUCUUCAUCGUCUUCUUCGUCAUCUUCAUGCAAAUCUUCAUCGAGUCAGACCUCUGGUUUAAAAGUUCCUGUUCCAAAAAAAAAGAGAAACAAUGAUAUUCUCAGCGGAUGUGAGGCCGAAGACGAAGAUAGUGGAAGAUCCAGUUCUUUUUUCCAUAGUGAUUCGAAUCUUAACAGUUUGAGUAUGGGUCCAAGAGAUAGGGACCCAGCAGACCAAAUUGACUUUAAUGAUGCCAAUGACUUUCAACCACAAUCGCGAGAAAUCACAGGUGAUCUGGCGGCUGAUGAUAUGAGAAAUAACAAUGCAUCUAUCGAUGAAGCUAAAGGUCCGUCGGUACCUCUUCCGGGAGACUUGAACUGGAUCAAGAAGCAUUUGGUUAAUGAUUGGUCUUCGCUUGGUGGCACCGAUUCUACCGCACAGGUUCAUCCUUACAAGUUCACACAUUUCCUGUUAUCAAAGGCAAUGGAAUCCAAUGCAGUUGAUCUGAUCCUCGGAAAAGUCGAUCAAAUUCAGUACAACGAUUCGGGCGCUUGUUGUGGUAUUUCUUACACUCCAACUGCCGAGACUGAGUUUGCUUCUACCGCAACCACUCAGAGGUCUGUAAAUAUUGACGACUCAAGCCAUGUUGUCCUAGCAAUGGGUCCAUGGACCUCAAAAAUUUUGCCCGAUUGUCCGAUCUCAGGUCUAAGAGCUCAUUCAAUAACGAUCAAGCCAAGUACUGGUACGGUAUCCCCAUACGCCAUCUUUACUGAAUUAAAGAUUGACAAGAAUCAAUACUUUUCUCCAGAGAUGUACGCUCGUAAGGACGAAGUUUACGUUUGUGGUGAAGGAGAUACUCUUGUUGACCUGCCAGAGACCUCGGAUGCUGUCGAGGUUGUCCGUGAAAAAUGUGACGAACUGUACCAUUAUGUAUCUAAACUAUCCAAAAAUUUGUCCAGUGGUCACAUCCUGAAGAGACAGGCAUGUUAUUUACCAGUUUUGAAUGUUCCAACUAGUUCUGGACCUCUGAUCGGUGAGACUAACGUCGAUGGUCUAUAUGUGGCCAGUGGUCACUCCUGUUGGGGUAUCAAUAAUGCUCCAGCCACAGGUAAAGUCAUGGCUGAACUUCUACUCGAGGGUGAGGCCAAAUCUGCAGAUAUCUCAGCGCUGGACCCCGGUUUAUAUUUUGAUGCAAGCAUCCUUGAGUAA